This is a messenger RNA of Arvicola amphibius (Eurasian water vole), 1364 nucleotides long. RefSeq names its product single-pass membrane protein with coiled-coil domains 3 (gene Smco3). Lineage: Eukaryota; Metazoa; Chordata; Mammalia; Rodentia; Cricetidae. Bases 97 to 774 code for a protein of 225 amino acids. The transcript is spliced from 2 exons. The record is from RefSeq and is a predicted model, not a curated record.
CCAGAUGAACCCACAUGAAAAAGCCCUUCAACAAUACUCCUAAACAUCAGAGGGGACAGAAACUUGGGGAGCCCAACAAGAGACUGUGGCUGCAGUAUGGCUCAGAGUGACUUCCUCUACCCAGAAAACCCAAGGAGGCGGCAGGAAGUGAACCGUCUUCACCAGCAGCUCCUGGACUGCCUGUCUGACAGCUUCCAGGUCACCAACAAGCUGGCAGGGGUCCUGAACACCCACUUGGGCUGUAAGCUGGCCUUCAUCGAAAUGAAAAGAGAUGGGACCAUCAAAGAAAACUGUGACAUCAUUAUCCAAGCCAUGACAAAAAUCCAAAAGGAACUGCAAAAGGUUGACGAGGCACUGAAAGACAAACUGGAGCCAACCCUUUAUAGGAAACUUCAGGAUAUUAAGGAAAGGGAGACAGAGAAGAUAGCAAUUGUGCAAAAGGUCAUUUCUGUCAUCCUGGGAGAAGCUACAUCUGCAGCCAGUGCAGUGGCUGUUAAACUCGUGGGCUCAAAUGUCACAACUGGCAUAAUUAACAAGCUGGUCACUGUGCUAGCUCACAUCGGGACUUCUCUCCUUGGUAGCAUUGGAAUUGCUGUGCUUAGUCUUGGCAUAGAUAUGAUCAUCCAAGCCAUUUUGGGAGCAGUGGAGAAGACGCAGCUUCAAGCAGCCAUCAGAAGUUACGAGAAGCAUCUGGUGGAGUUCAAGGCCGCCUCAGAGAGGUACCAUCAUGCCAUCACUGAGGUCAGCAGUGCCGUGAAGCGCCAGAUAAGAUGAAGUCACGUCUCUACCACUGGGCUAGUCCUCUGCUUCCCCUCCAUCGCAAUGCUUAUUUAACUAGCUUCAUAUUCCAUACGCCUCUGAUGUGGACAGAGACGGAGUAAACGAUUUGGAAUGUUUGGGUUCUGGAGCAACAAUGAGUGCCCAACUCGGUGGUACCAGACCCUCAAGGGAGAGUCUCUAACCAGACGUUUUCUUCCCCUGCUGUCAGAACCAUGUGGUAGAAAUGCAUCACCGAGCAGCAGGUACAGAAUUGUGUCCUCAUUACCAACCAGUGUCCUCAAACAUCCCACAUAAAUGUAGAGACCAUGCCUAUCACCUGUCCCAGCCGUCACUUAGAUCUACCGAGACAUAUUCAUCGGGCUGGACACACACCUAUGGGCCUGCAGGUGAACCAGAAAUACGUCCAUAUUUUCCCCACUGGAUUAAAUCCAAAUGUCUGAAAACUGGAAAGGACAGCAAAGCAGCUACAUUUCCCUCAAGAAUGUAAGGAGGCAAUGGAACCGGCUCAGCGUCUACUAAUUACAAAGUGUGCCUGGGUGGAUUUGGAAAAAGAGAAAAUAAUAAAACUUGUUUCUAUAAUGCAA